GCGGCGCCCCGAGUGGCGGGUCGGCCCGCCCGCCGGCUUCAAGUACAAGGUCUCCGACAACCUCCAGAGAUGGGUGAUCGAGGUGGGCGGCGCCGAGGGCACGCUCUACGCCGGCGAGACGUACCAGCUGCAGGUCGACUUCCCCGAGCAUUACCCCAUGGAGGCACCUCAGGUCAUUUUCCUCAACCCGGCGCCGAUGCACCCGCACAUUUACAGCAACGGGCACAUCUGCUUAGAUAUACUGUAUGACUCGUGGUCGCCUGCGAUGACUGUAAGUUCAGUCUGUAUCAGCAUUUUGUCGAUGCUGUCUAGCUCGCCAGCAAAGCAACGCCCGGCGGACAAUGAUCGCUACGUUAGGAACUGCCGCAACGGGAGGUCGCCCAAGGAGACCCGAUGGUGGUUUCAUGACGACAAAGUAUGAGGGGCAUCGAAUCAAUUGGCUCUUCUGGCCACCCCAUACUCGCCAGCCAGCCUUCCUUACCGUGAAAGAAAUCUCUUCCAAGGGGAGAUGAGAUGAGAUGAUUUAGGCUUAAAAAUUUAAGCUAAGCAACCCCUCUAUCGUACUGCGGAUCUUAACAUGCUGUGGUGGUUUGUACAUGAGCUCAACACAUGUUGUCGAAACGUGAAUAUAUCAUCGCUACCGACGAUGAGAGAUAUAUAGAAUAAGCAAGUGUAACCUGUCGAUGCGCUGGUACAGGCACAAAAGGAAUGCAGAUUUAUCUAUGAUUUGCUA
Triticum urartu is the source of this 733-nucleotide messenger RNA. The record is from RefSeq and is a predicted model, not a curated record. Lineage: Eukaryota; Viridiplantae; Streptophyta; Magnoliopsida; Poales; Poaceae.